AUCGAUUCUAUAGAUAUGCUCUUUAAAUUACCUCAUCAAAUGGGGAAAUCUUUAUUGUGGGUUGUGAUUUUGAUGAUUGCAGUGAACGCUUGGGGCUCUUCAGGGUGUUUGGAAGAAGAGAGGACUGCACUGUUACAAGUGAAAGCCCAUAUGAAAUUUUACACACAUGGAAAGUCUCUAACUUCAUGGGUAAAUGAUACUAGAAGCGAUUGCUGUAAAUGGUACAUGGUGACAUGUAACAAUAUCACAAAGAGAGUGAUUAAUCUCGAUCUUUCGUGGAUAGUGGAUGGAAGUGGUGGGGAUUGGUAUAUCAAUGCGUCAGUGUUUCUCCCAUUCAAACAACUCAAUGUUCUAGACUUGAUAGGGAAUCAAUUGGCAGGUGUAGUUGAAAAUGGAGGUUUUGAUAAGCUAUCAAAGCUUCGCAAUUUGGAAAUGAUUGAACUAAGCAGUAAUCGGUUGAACCGUAGUAUUUUGUCUUCUCUCAGUCAUCUUUCAUCUCUCAAGAAUCUCAGUUUAGAUUCAAACCCAUUGAAUUCACCUCCUAAUAGUUCAGGUCAUGAAAGGCUCUUGGGAUUAAGCAAUCUAGAGUUCCUUAUCAUGAAAACAGUAGAUCUGGAAGAUACAAACGUCUUAUCGGUCUUGAGUAAAUUAACUAAUCUCUUAUAAUAUUCUUUAUAUUUAUGUUGGUGUAUUUCUAUUUCUCUCUCUCUCUCUUUAUAUAUAU
Messenger RNA from Ipomoea nil (Japanese morning glory), 724 nucleotides. RefSeq names its product receptor-like protein 55. Lineage: Eukaryota; Viridiplantae; Streptophyta; Magnoliopsida; Solanales; Convolvulaceae. Bases 16 to 666 code for a protein of 216 amino acids. The transcript is spliced from 3 exons. The record is from RefSeq and is a predicted model, not a curated record.